UGUGCGCACACAUAGAUGGGUCUCAUUAUCUAUGCGACCUCUGUUGCAGAGGUUAACGUCUGCUCUCAUUCACUGACCAGCAGGAGAGAGGACACACAAAGAGCCAUCCAUCAGUCCCUGACAUGCCUCUCUGUGCCCAAUGCUGAGAACAAAUUGUUAUCAAGCAACGACAAAGAGAAAGCGGAAAUGCAGAGAUUGUCUCUUCAAGUCGUCCUCGUCCUCGGCUGCUGCCUGUCGGCAUGUCAGGCCAACCGCGUCUACAUUCACCCCUUCAACCUGUUUGCCGCCGAGAAUGUGAGCUGUGAAACGCUGCAGACCCAGUCUUCAAAGCACCUGGAGACGCUUCCCGUGACCCCUCUCGAUAUUGAAGUCCUGACACCGGACAGCAGGGACCAGUCCAAAGGGGAUGCACAGAGGCAGAACAUCACAGAGAGGACGGCGGUUCUGGCACAGCAGUUGAACUUUCUGGGUCUGAGGAUGUACCACGCUCUCAGCGGAAAGCAGCCCAGCACCAACACCCUCAUGUCUCCAGUCAACACCUACGGAACCCUCGUCACUUUCCUCGUGGGGGCCUCCAAGAAGACGGCGAGCUCGUUCCAGAAGUUACUGGGCCUGAGCAGCGGCACCGACCGAGAGGACUGUGUGUCCUUGGUGGACGGACACAAGGUCCUCAAGACCCUGCAGAGCAUCAACUCUCUGGUGGACGUCGGACCCAAAGACAAAAUCACCACCCAGGUGUGGGCCUUCACGCGCCAGGACGUCCAGCUUUCCCAGGACUUCAUCCAAGGCACACAGGACUCCUCGGACACAUCGUUCACCCGCAGCGUGGACUUCUCCAAACCUCAGGAGGCCGAGGGUCUGGUGAACGACUUUGUGGAGAAGACGUCAGACGGGAAGUUGAAGGGCGUCUUCAAAGACGUGAUCUCCAGCAGUGACCUUCUGUUUGCUACUUCCUUCAACUUCCAAGGCAGCUGGAAAACCGCCUUCCAGCUAGAGAAUACCACGUUGCAGUUUCAUGUGGACGAAGCAACGACAGUGUUGGCUCCACUGAUGACCCACACGGGUCGGUACCACUACCUGAAUGAUAAGGUGCUGCGCUGCACCGUUGUGAAGUUGCCCCUGAGCAAACGCUCGUACAUGUUGCUGGUCCUGCCUCACGAGGGAACCAAACUCCAGGACAUUGAGUCCAGCCUGAGCAUGGACACCAUGUCUAACUGGCACCCGAGUCUCCAGGAAGGUCUGUUGGAGCUGUCUCUGCCAAAGUGCUCCAUAUUGUCCGUGACCGAUCUUCACGAGCUGCUGACCAACAUGAAUCGGGACAUCGAAGCCAAACUGUUGGGCUCUCAGGCUGAGUUCAGUCAACUCAGCAACGCCCAACCCUUCACUGUAGAUAAGGCGGUCAAUACUGUGCUGUUUGAGAUGUCAGAGGAAGGAGCAGAACCUCAGGACAAGACACAGGAAGUGGGCGUCCCUCUGAAGCUGUCCAUCAACCGGCCUUUCUUCUUUUCUGUCAUAGAAGGAGAUUCUAAUGCCAUGCUCAUGCUGGGCAAGAUCACAAACCCCACAGCUUAAACUUACACGGUGUCAAAAACCAACAAACACAUUGGACGUAAAAAAAAUGAUCACAGUAUCAGACCCAUGUCCUGCACACGGUGUAAACGUCUGCAGGGGUUUUUAAGUGUUCAUGACGAAUCUAGCUACAUUUUUCCAGUGUUAUUUCCCACCCUUUCCUCUCCAGUGGAGUGUGAUGUCUCAGUAUUUAUGAAAACCUGUUACUUUAAAGCCCCUAAGUCGUUUUCAAGCUGCCUAUUAUGACCCCAAUUGUUCUGCUAAUUUAUAAUAAUAGCCAACGUCUGUAUAGAGCCACGUUGCGCAACUAAGAGUUUAUUUUUUGUUUCACUACGAUCUGUGAUUGCUUUGAAUAAAACAUCUGUUUCCCAACA
Molecule: messenger RNA, 1943 nt
Organism: Solea solea (common sole)
Lineage: Eukaryota; Metazoa; Chordata; Actinopteri; Pleuronectiformes; Soleidae
Gene: agt
Product: angiotensinogen
Exons: 7
Coding region: 16-1572 (518 amino acids)
Biological process (GO): regulation of systemic arterial blood pressure by renin-angiotensin
Molecular function (GO): serine-type endopeptidase inhibitor activity
Source: RefSeq, a predicted model, not a curated record